Messenger RNA from Cygnus olor (mute swan), 1345 nucleotides. RefSeq names its product defective in cullin neddylation 1 domain containing 2 (gene DCUN1D2). Gene Ontology annotation, cellular component: ubiquitin ligase complex. The transcript is spliced from 7 exons. Gene Ontology annotation, molecular function: ubiquitin-like protein binding; ubiquitin conjugating enzyme binding; cullin family protein binding. Gene Ontology annotation, biological process: protein neddylation; positive regulation of ubiquitin-protein transferase activity. Bases 123 to 902 code for a protein of 259 amino acids. The record is from RefSeq and is a predicted model, not a curated record. Lineage: Eukaryota; Metazoa; Chordata; Aves; Anseriformes; Anatidae.
GAGGAGGAAGGCGGCGGGGCGAUCCCGCUGCCCGGCCGGCCGGCGGUAGGCGGCGCCGCUGCUCGGCGCCUGCGCGGGAGGCGGCGGCGGGCGGUGAAGUUGGGCGAAGCGCAGCUGGUAACAUGCAUAAGCUUAAAUCGUCACAGAAGGACAAGGUCCGGCAGUUUAUGGCCUUUACCCAGGCCGGGGAAAGGACUGCUAUAUACUGCUUAAUGCAGAAUGAGUGGAAACUAGAAGUGGCAACAGACAACUACUUCCAGAACCCAGACUUGUACUACAAAGAAUCCAUGAAAAAUUCAGUAGACAAGAAGAAAUUAGAACAAUUGUAUAAUCGAUACAAAGACCCACAAGAUGAAAAUAAAAUUGGCAUUGAUGGGAUUCAGCAGUUCUGUGAUGAUUUAAGCCUGGAUCCUGCCAGUAUCAGUGUUCUGGUUGUAGCAUGGAAGUUCAGGGCAGCUACUCAGUGUGAAUUUAGUAAAAAGGAAUUUGUAGAUGGCAUGACAGAGCUGGGGUGUGACACCACAGAAAAACUAAAAGCUCUAUUGCCGCGACUGGAACAAGAACUGAAGGAUCCAACGAAGUUCAAAGAUUUUUAUCAAUUUACUUUCAACUUUGCUAAAAACCCUGGACAAAAAGGUUUAGAUCUAGAAAUGGCAAUUGCAUAUUGGAAUUUAGUCUUGUCAGGAAGAUUUAAGUUUCUAGAUCUUUGGAAUAAAUUCUUGUUGGAACAUCAUAAAAGAUCAAUUCCAAAAGAUACUUGGAAUCUUCUGUUAGAUUUUGGAAAUAUGAUUGCAGAUGAUAUGUCCAACUACGAUGAAGAAGGAGCGUGGCCUGUUCUUAUAGAUGAUUUUGUGGAAUAUGCACGACCUGUAGUCACAGGAGGAAAGCGUAAAACUUCCUAACCCGAGACUUGAUGUGGACUAAAUGCACAGUCUGAACUGCAUUAGAUAACGAAGACUUGUUGGCUGAUAACUGUGCACAUUGUUGCUGGUUUCGGUGGUCGUGAUGAGAUUCCGGAGACAACGCAGAAAUUCCUCCGUUCUGUCUGAAGAAAAUGAUGGCUGACUCGUGGACAUUUCAUGAACAAACUCCAGAAGAUAGUCCAGGCUGUUUGUAGGCUAUUGGCUUCAAUUAUUGUACUGGUUGUAUCAUAUAGGAUGUAGAUUUUGCAUGAUUUUAUACUUUGGAGAAGUUUAACUAGAGGCCAUUUUAUUAAAGUUUUGACAGCACAGCAUGCCAUUGAGUUCAUGAUCCAAAGUGAACACCAGCAGUUAAAUAAAUAAAACUGUAUUAUACUGUACUUAUAUGAAAAGCAGUAUUUGUGGUAUAUAAAUUAAAUCCCUAA